Messenger RNA from Radiomyces spectabilis, 899 nucleotides. RefSeq lists its product as uncharacterized. The record is from RefSeq and is a predicted model, not a curated record. The coding region runs from base 196 to 717 and encodes 173 amino acids. The transcript has a single exon. NCBI's taxonomy places the organism in Eukaryota, Fungi, Mucoromycota, Mucoromycetes, Mucorales, Radiomycetaceae.
UAUGGCAUCAAAAUUGGGGCUAAUUCACGGCUCAAUAUCGAGACCAUUCAUCCGUGCAGAAAGUUUCUAUUUGCAAGGAUUUCCACACUUCUCUUCUCUAUUCUUGAUACGAGAUCCUGCUAGUUGUCAGCUACCCCCAUCUUCUUCUUUCUUGCACCGGAAAACCUUGUUAAAUACAACCAAAAGAUUCGAUGGAUGCCCCUAUUGUUGUCUGCCGUUCCUUGUUCUUUUCAAGUUGUAUCUGACAGGUUGCGCUACAGUCGGGGAUCCAAUUACGAACGCAUCCAAUCAUUGUCCGCCUUGAUCUUGCAAAAGGAAAACCACUUUGUCGUUCCGACACGAUCCGUGGCCCAAAGACAAUUGGUUACUCGUUGCAAUAACCCUCAAGCCAACUAUUUCAUCCAAUAUCCCUUGACGACAAAUGUUCGGAUGGCUGUUAAGGAGAUGCCUGCUAUCUUCUGGGCUGACAUAUUGAUUUGCAAUGAGUGCUGCACAAAUUGUCCAAUUGACAGAACUUUUUUCGCCAUGUCACAAUUAUUAUUGCUGCAAUACCAUAUUAAAUACAACAGCACAGUUGUGUUACAUGUGGUGCUAGUCGUCCUAUAUGAGAAGGAUUUCAAUAUAUACCGUCCAUCAGGCGCAGCGGGAUUUAAGAGUGUGUGUGAAUUGGGUGACUCCGUGCACGGGAAGACGUGGGAAACAGACGGCUUCGAUUAAUGUGCAACCGGAACUGGUUUCGUUUUCUUUUUACCUUUUUUUCCCUCUAAAUAUCUCUAAUGACCGGACAAACACUCACUGAAGACCGACGAAAAGAAUUAUUUCAACUCGCACUUGAUGGUUAGCGUCAAAUAAUAUCCAUUGUGAUAGUGUAGCUAUACUUAUUGACUUCUCUGUUCCUG